Messenger RNA from Petromyzon marinus (sea lamprey), 1419 nucleotides. Lineage: Eukaryota; Metazoa; Chordata; Hyperoartia; Petromyzontiformes; Petromyzontidae. The record is from RefSeq and is a predicted model, not a curated record.
GAUUGGGGGGGGGCCGGAGGAGGCGGGGGGUGGAGCUGCUGCGCUGGACGCGGCCGCGGCCGCGGCUGCCCGCGUCACCGCCGCGUUGAUGUCACGUGGCAAACUCCGCCAGCAACAGCAGCAGCAACAGCAGCAACAGCAACAGCAGGCGGCUGUGGUGGUGGGCAUGCUGGGCGGUUUGUCUCCGCGUCUCGUACCCGCGGCGGCGACAGCGGCGUCGUUUGUCCCCGUCCUGACGCCGGAGACAAUGGUCGUGUCCGAGGUGGAGAUCAACGACGUGCCAGCGGCCUGCAGAGACACGCUGACACGGGGACACGUCCAGGAUGAGAUUAGUAAGCUGAGUGGAGCCUCCGUGUCUACACGUGGACGCUUCAUGGGGCCGGAGGAGAGAAGUCGUGCCGACUUCUCAUCCACACGCGAGGAGGAGCGUCCUCUCUACGUCUCUGUUCAGGGCUCUUCCCAAGAGGCAGUAGACAAAGCGGUGGAGCGGAUCAAGGACGUGAUCACCAACGCGUUCACGAUCGAGGCCAUCACCUCAUCGUCAUCGUCAUCAUCGUCAUCGCCAUCAUCGUCCUGCAGAGUUCCACCCCACCACCAACCCCUCCUCCCACACCCCCCCACUAUGGGGGCUUCCCCCCACCACCACCACCACCAACAGCAACAACAACAACAACAACACCACCACCACAACAACAACAGCAGCAGCAGUCAGCAGCAACAGCAGCAGCAGCAGCAGCCUAUGGCUGCGUUGGGCAUGGCAAUUGGAAACAUCAUGAACCUUCAGCAGGCUUCCGCGUCUCCGCGCCCCCCACUUCUACCCCUGCCCGGCUUCACCCCUCCGGCCCCCCAAACGGGGGGCUCACGCGGGCUUCACUACGUGCAGGCGAAGUUGUUCGUGGGUCUGGAGCACGCCCGGGCAGACUUCGCCGUCUCGCGCAGAGUCGCCGGACCGCAGGGGUCGUACCUGGCCCACAUACAGAAGGAGACUGGUGCCCGUGUCCACCUGGGAGGACGGGGGUCGGGAUUCCUGGAGCCCACGUCAGGAAGGGAGGCGUUCCAGCCACUCCACAUCUACAUCAGUCACCCAAGAGCCGAGGGUCUGGCAGCUGCUAAGACCCUUUGUGAAAACCUCCUACAGACGGUGCACAGUGAAUAUUGCAAAUUUGAAGAGCAGAUGACCAACACACACAUACACAAUGUGUAUGCUCACCAUCCCUACGCCUCACCCGCAUCUCAACCAGCCUACGAAUAUCAACCCUCCACUCACCACACACCUUAUCAGCCGCUACAGCUGUAGCAGCAGCAGCAGCAGCAGCUACAGCUACACAUCCUGCUGCUACUGCUGUACCAGCAGUGGUCGUAGAAGGGGGAGGAGCCGUGGGCGGCGCCGUGGGCGGGGCCGGCGUCGUGGGAGGAGCC